Messenger RNA from Rotaria sp. Silwood1, 2034 nucleotides. Lineage: Eukaryota; Metazoa; Rotifera; Eurotatoria; Philodinida; Philodinidae. The record is from the annotation of a GenBank genome assembly.
AUGAUGACCAAUGCAAUUAUUCCUCCCGUCUAUGGGUUAUUAAUUGGUAAAAAUUCAGAAGAUUAUAAUUUAUUUUUCGAAAAAGUUUUAGCACAAGACAACUUCCAACCUGAAUCAAUUAUGACUGAUUUCGAAACUGGCACAAUCAAAUCAGUGAAAGAUAUGUUGCCAAAUGUGUUACACAAAGGUUGUCUCUUUCAUUUUUCACAAGCGGUAUGGCGACAAGUUCAAAGCAAAGGAUUAACAACCAAAUAUAAUGAGGAUGAGUAUUUUCGCUUAAAUGUAAAAAAAUUAAUUGCUCUUGCUUUUGUUCCACUAGAUCAAGUUAUCAUUGGCUUUGCCUUAAUUUGUGAUCAAUUCGACGAUGACGCCGACGAUUUACUCGAUUAUUUUGAAAAAACAUGGAUUGGAGCUGGUCGAAAGAAUCCUCAAUUCGAUCAUAAAUUAUGGAACGUUUAUGAUCGUGUCGUCGCUACGAUACCUCGAUCCAAUAAUUCGGUGGAAGGUUGGCACAAUGCAUUUGCUAACCGUGUUGCAUUAAAUCAUCCAAAUAUUGUGAAAUUGGCGGAGAAAAUUCGUCGUGAACAAUCAAAAUUUGAAGUGGACAUGGCGAAGAUUCUUCAAGGUCACAAUAUUAAGGCGAAAAAGGCCUGCUAUCGAAAAUUGGACGAACGUAUUAAUCGACUGGUCAACGGAUUCGACGCAUCCCAACUGGAUGAAUUCUUAAAAAAUAUGGCAGCCAAUGUUACUCUUUAGGUAUUUUUUUUUCUUUAAAUUACUUUCUUUCUUUAGUUUUUUUUUCUUUAGAUUAUUUUUUUUUCUUUAAAUUAUUUUCUUUUUGAUUCUUCUUUCUUUUUUGGUUUUUCUUUUUUGUUUUGUUUUGAAUUUGUUCAUCAUUAUUUUUUAUAUUCUGUGCAAAAUAAAUAUGAGCGAACUCAUCGAUUUUACAUCUUUCAUUAAAAAAAAAUAAUUAAGAGAUAUAUGCAACGAAUGGAUAGUGAUGAGCAUAAGGAAAGAAUUUUAUCUGCGACGAACAGAAAGAAAAAAUUCUGCGACGAAGUGUCGUGCGACGAAGUGAUCGUGCGACGAAGUGAAUGCGACGAAGUGAAUGCGACAAAGUGUCGUGCGACGAAGUGAUCGGUCACCAACCUAUCGCUGUACUCGGUGAUGCUUCUACUACUAUAGCUGUUCAUGGUUCUGUUCGCUUAUGUAUCUAUAUCAAUUCCAUUCCUACAUAUACUUCUGUCUUCGUAGUUGAUUCUCUAGGAGCUGAUCUUCUUCUUGGCAUGGACUGGUGUCAUAAUAAUAACGUUUCGUUACGUGUUCGUCAACAACAACUUUUCAUCCAGCAUCCUCGUUAUGGAGCUACUAUUGUUCCUUUUUGUGUACUCAAAAAGUGAGUACACUACUAAAAUCGGUCAGUGUGUCCGGCCGGCCGUCCGUCAGUCCGUCCGUCCAUCCGUUUAUCCGAUAACUUUCGAAAGGAGAGUCAGAUCGCGAUGAAAUUUUCUACACAGUUCAGUCUUUACAAUAUCUCGGUCGAGUUCGAAGAUGAGAAGAAUCCGUCAGAAAUGGCUGAGUUAUAAAAAAAAUGGUGAUUUUUGACCAGGCCAUCCCUGAGGGGGGGGGGGGUACGGGGAUUUUUCCAAAAAAAGUUUUUUGCUCAUAAUUAUUCACAAAAUACAUUAAUCGACUCAGUUUUUAACGCCGAUUCUGAAUCUGAUAUUAGUUUUGAAGCAAAUUAUAGUUUUUGUGUACUCAAAAAGUGAGUACAGUAUAGGAUAGUCAGUGGCCGUCCGUCCGGUCGGAUGUUUACAUGAUAGCUUUUGACAGCAGAGUCAGAUUGCGAUGAAACUUUCUACACACCUUAAUCUUAACAAUAUCUUGAUCGAAUUCGAAGAUGAGAAGGAUCGGCCGAGGCGCUCCUGCAUUAUUGCAAAAAUACGCAUUUUCCCCUAUGGCUUCCUAUGGAAAAGUCGACCCACUGCCACUUUCGUAAAGAACUUUUCCUAUCAUAGUCAAUUAAAACCCCAA